Messenger RNA from Entrophospora candida, 1221 nucleotides. NCBI's taxonomy places the organism in Eukaryota, Fungi, Glomeromycota, Glomeromycetes, Entrophosporales, Entrophosporaceae. The record is from the annotation of a GenBank genome assembly.
AUGAACGGCUCUUCAAAAUCAUCGUAUGGUAAUUGCGAUACGUGCGAUCAACCACAAACUGACAACGGAUGGUGUUCUGUGUGCCAAACUAAAAUAUUUCAAGAGAAUUUUAUAAAUUGGACGAGUGGUAAUCAAAAAAUUGAUGAACUAAUCCAGGAGACGCAAAUUAAUCCAAUCAACCCUGGUCGAAUAUUGGAAUGGAUACCAUAUGAAAAGAUUAAAAUCGUGAAAAAAAUAGGCAAAGGUGGCUUUAGCACUAUUUAUGAAGCAAUUUGGACUGAUGGCCCAAUAAUUUGGGAUGGUGUAAAGUUGAACAGAAAAUCUAAUUGUAAAAUUGCUUUGAAAAAUUUGGAUACUUCAUCUGAAUCUUUGAGUGACGAAUUCUUAAACGAGUUAAAACUUCAUUUACAUUGUAAUACAAAAAGACACUUAAAUAGACUUGCUUUAGACAAAAAAAAUAAUAGCUCAUCUGGUAAUGAAAAUCAAUUAGAAUCUAAUUUAGAACAAUUUUCAUGUGAAGAAUCUGAGGAAAGUUGGUUUGAAGAAGGAAUAGAUAGAGAAUUAGAUGAAAAUUCUGUAAAAUAUAUUGAUAUCCUCAAUGAAUUCAUGAAAAAUUACACUUCAUCAUCAAGACUUUUGUGCUAUAUAGCAGAUUUUAGUAGUGAAAAUGAAAGUUCUGAGGAAUUUAUUGAAAGUAAUGAUAAAGAAAUGACAGAAGUUGCAAUUAGCAACUUAGAGAAGCAGCUUAAAAACAAUGAUUUUAAAUGGGCACAAAUUGUCAAAGAAGGAGAUCCUGUUCCAUUUUCAAAUCAUGGUUUGCAUAGAAAAACAUCAAGUUUACUAGAUGAUGAAGACAUUAAAUUAAGAAUAACAGAAUUUUUACAUGAAAAAAAUUUUAAAUUUAAUAUUAAUGAUUUUAUUAAUCACCUUUCAUCUGUUAUUUUUCCAUAUGUUGGGCAAUCUUUAUUGAAAAAAGGAGAAGGACAUGGAUAUCAUGUUAGUGAUUUUCUUUGUGAAUCAAUUGGAUGGCUAAAACUUUCACCAGAAGUUAAGGAAAGAAUUAAUGAUGAAAAGUUUCCAACUGAAGCUUGUGUUUUUUUGUCAAUUGGAAAACAGCAUGAAGGGUAUUGGAAUAUUCAAAAAUUAGCUGAACUGGUGAAAUAUUGUGUUAUUAAUAUUAAUAUCAUUGAAUUUUUUACUAAUGAAUUUUUACUUUUAUAA